AUGGCCUUUGACGGGGACUUCAGCUUCGUCCCCUGGGUUUUCAUGCGGGACGCUUGCAUCGAGGGGACGGACAGGCCCGAUUUGCGGUCGACUCUGGACAUCUCCACCUACCAGCAGCGGGAUAAGCCGGACCGAGUCGAGCGUUCUUGGGAGAAUGACAAGGUCCGAAGCCGCCUCAUGGAGCUGGACUACCAGGCGGCGUGGGUGCUCCACCAGACCGAGGCCGACAUAAUGGCUUGGGUCGCAGUGCUCGCCCUGACCUUGCACAACCACCCGGACCAGAAGGCGGGGCAAACAUGCUUUUCCUCUGUGCCGGCAGGCAAGGAGCAUCCGGGCCGACCUCCGCGCAAGGGCGAUAAAGGGGUCCGAGAGAGUGCUCCCCACCAGGCGAUGGUGGCCAGCGAGGAGCUCUGGCAGUCCAUGCCAGCUUUGGCCUGGUGCUUCUAUAAGCUGGGCUGGAGGGACUUCCAUGGGCUCGGGCAGUCUUCGCCCAAUGGGUCCGAUUACUGCCACGAGCAUGUGCCACACCUGCUCUCCGCCAUCAUUGGCACGGACCGAAGCGACGAGAGAUCGCGGCAAUUCCGCAACAUCUUCAGCUUCUACAACGAGAAGACCAUGAAGUUGAGGACCGAAGAGACCGUGCCCUUGGACUACAAGCUGGAUUACCGCGAUGGCUGGCCCGAUAUGAGCCAGGCCUGGAUGUGGCAGCGGUCCAGCUACGAGUCCUUCUACGGCGGUGGGCCGAAGGGCCGCAAGGGCAAGGGCAAGGGCAAGGGCAAGGGCAAGUCCGCCUGGGGCAAAAGCCAGCGCCGGUCCGAAGGCUUCAUCCCGCCCACCAACGACGGAGGCCAAAGCUCCACCGGCCAAGCCAGCGGCGCCCAAGCGUCCCAAG
Molecule: messenger RNA, 892 nt
Organism: Symbiodinium necroappetens
Lineage: Eukaryota; Dinophyceae; Suessiales; Symbiodiniaceae
Source: the annotation of a GenBank genome assembly